This is a messenger RNA of Caretta caretta (loggerhead turtle), 2352 nucleotides long. RefSeq names its product trichoplein keratin filament binding (gene TCHP). Lineage: Eukaryota; Metazoa; Chordata; Testudines; Cheloniidae. Gene Ontology annotation, cellular component: keratin filament. The record is from RefSeq and is a predicted model, not a curated record. Gene Ontology annotation, biological process: apoptotic process.
UCUCGCCUGGUCGCGCGCUGAGGGACAGCGUGUCCCUCGAAGGCGCCCGUAGCCCCGCCCGGAAGCGUUGCCAUGGUGCUGCGCGGCGGAGGCCGGACGUGCUGAAGCCGUUACUGUUUCCCCGGCGGCCGCCGCUCGCGAUGGCCUUGCCCGCGCGGCCCGCCUGGCCCAGCCGCAGCAGAGCCCUGGAGAAGCAGCUCGUGCGGCAGCGGGAGCAGGAGGCCCGCUGGCGGCAGCAGUGGGAGCGCAACAGCCGCUAUUUCCAGCAGUCCGGGGUCUGCAGCGCCAAACAGAGCCAGUGGAGCUCGCGCCGGUCCUAUCAGCGGAGCAUGAAUGCAUAUCACGGUGAGAAAAUGAAAGAGGAAAAAAAAAUCAGCUUGGAGCAGAGACGAGAACAACUUAGGAAACUUUUGUACGAGGAGCGAGAAUUGCUGGCAGCAGAACUCGGGGAGCUGAGGCUGAACAAGGAGUCUGAGCUGAGCAAGAUCAGAGAGAGAGGUGAAGAUUUGAAAUCUGCCAAAGAAGAGCGCCGGAAAAAGGUUGCUGAAGAGCUGCUGUAUGAACACUGGAAGAAGAACAAUACCAAACUCCGAGAGAUUGAGUCAGAGCUCCACAAGAAGCAUGUGAUGGACGUUUGGGGCGAUCAGCUAACAGAAAAGAAGCAGCAAGAAGCAACUGAAAGAGAAGAAAAGAGACGGUAUGAAAAUGAAUAUGAAAUUGCCCGAAGGGAAGCACUGGAAAGACUGAAACAAGAGAAAGAAAGGAGGCAGCUGGAAGAGAAGAAACGAGCUGAGGUGUUACUGCAACAAAUGGAAGAACUGAAGUUCCGGGAGAUGGAGGCAACAAAACUGAAGAAAGAGCAAGAGAAUUUACUAAAACAGCAAUGGGAGCUGGAGGAGCUGGAAGAAGAGAGGAAGCAAAUGGAAGCAUGCAGGAAGAAGCUGGAGCUUGGUCGCUUUUUGAGACAUCAGUAUAAUGCCCAACUAAAGAGACGUGCACAGCAGAUACAACAGGAGCUGGAGAUGGACAGACAAAUUCUAUUAGCCCUUCUAGAGAAGGAAGAUGAGGACCAACGCCUCCACUCCGCUAGACGGGAGCGGGCUGCUGCAGAUGCUGCCUGGAUGAAACAUGUAAUUGAGGAGCAGCUCCAGUUAGAAAAGGCACGAGAGGCAGAACUGGAGACCAUUUUCAGGGAAGAAGCUAAACAAGUGUGGGAAAAAAGAGAAGAAGAAUGGGAGAGAGAGAGGAAGGCCAGAGACAGACUGAUGAAUGAGGUCCUUGCAGGCAGACUGUGUCAGAUCCAAGAGAAGGUGGAGCUAAAUCGACAUGCCCAGGAGGAAUGUGUAAAAUACCGGGAACAACUGAUUAGAGAGCUUGAGGAGGCAAAAGAGCUGACUCGCCGAGAGAGAGAGGAAGAGGAGGAACUAAAAACAGCUCGCAAACAAGAGCUGGAGUCCCAGCUUACAGAGCGUCACCUCCAAGAGCAGGAAGAGUCACAGCGCCAGAAAGAGGAGGAGGAGGAAGCAAGACUGGCAGAGCAGCGCUGUGAGGAGUUAGUGUGGCAAGAGGCCAAGCGCAUGACUGAGCGGGGCUAUCACAGUAAGCCCUAUGGUCGUCCAAAAACAGCUUGGACCUGAGAAGGGUUGCCCUUAAGUUCUGAGGUGUGAGUAUCAGUAUGAAGGACUCAGUGUUGCAGGCUGUUUGUCUGUUAAGAUCAGGCUUUUGUGGAAUAUUUCAAAACCAAGAAUCAACACGCUGUCCUCAUGAAAUUGUCAGGAAUAGUCCAUGAAGCUGAUGGAGAUGGGCCCAGUGCAAAUGAAGGGUGAAGUUUUCAAAAGCAUUCAGCCAAAUUCUCCCAUUGAAGUAAAGGUCAAAUUUCCAUUGAAUGCAGUAGCAGCAGAGGUAGGCUAAUAGAGCUUGAUUUGAAAAUACUAUCUUAAGUGUGGAGAGGGCUGUACACCAUUCCAGCUGCUUCCAGUGUUUAGAAGCUGUCAAGUGACACGAUGUAGCAUGUAAGGCAAAGUCAACUGUCCAACUACACUUCAAACAGGAAAAAGUGAUGGAAGAGUAAAUAGCUGCAUGUGUUCUUGACAAACGCAACCCAGUUUAAUCAAUGAUACUAAACCACUGCCUGUUGCUGUUUAUAGCUGAAAGGGUUUCUUUAAGAGCCAUGCAUCUUCUAUUAACCCAAAGUAAUGUUUGCUCAGAAAUCCCUCCUGUACUUUCUUAUCCCCAUGCAUUGUAAAACAGGGUUUGUGAGAAUUGUAGUACCAGUGUAUGUCAAUUUUUGAUACAAGUUUCAUUUAGGCUCUAGGAUUUUAAAGAUUUCAAUAAAUAUUUACUUGUCUAAGA